Molecule: messenger RNA, 3361 nt
Organism: Cyprinodon tularosa
Lineage: Eukaryota; Metazoa; Chordata; Actinopteri; Cyprinodontiformes; Cyprinodontidae
Gene: dnm3b
Product: dynamin 3b
Exons: 21
Coding region: 479-2983 (834 amino acids)
Cellular component (GO): microtubule; cytoplasm; membrane
Molecular function (GO): microtubule binding; GTP binding; GTPase activity
Source: RefSeq, a predicted model, not a curated record
CGCAAUUUACACCGCAGAGAAGCGGAGAGAGGGGGGAGAGAGACGGAAGAGGAGGGGGGGAAAUAUUAAUCUGUCACAGGCGAAUUUUCUACUAUUCUAACUAUUUUAAGCUGUGUUUUUUUUUCUGUGAGCCGGGUCGCCGCCUGCAGCGGUAGUAGCAGGUGGUGCUUGUAUAACCGCGCGGAGCGUCGACGCUGUUCUGCAGCCGCCUGAUCUGCGCGUCGUUUCAGCACCGGACAGCGACACACCGGGAGCCGCGGCCGGUCAGCUCCCACCGCCACAGCAGCAUAGCCCGUCCGACCCUCGAUUAGCUCGGGGGGGGGCAAUGCGCGGCUAGAUGACUUCACCACAUCAACAAGCGACCACGGUAGUCCUGGACUAAUAAUACAGCAGCGCUACGUCCCCUCCUCCUCCCUCCUCCCCACAUCUCCCUUCUGUCUCCAUUCGCUGAAUCCAAGUCCUCCUGACUAAAGGCACCAUGGGAAAUCGUGGCAUGGAGGAUUUGAUCCCGCUGGUCAACAGGCUGCAGGAUGCCUUCAGCUCCAUCGGCCAAGCCUGCAACCUGGACCUGCCGCAGAUCGCGGUGGUCGGCGGUCAGAGCGCAGGGAAGAGCUCUGUGUUGGAGAACUUCGUCGGCAGGGACUUUCUGCCCCGUGGUUCUGGUAUCGUCACCCGCAGGCCUCUGGUUCUGCAGCUCAUCAGUGCAAAUGCUGAAUGGGCUGAAUUCCUCCACUGCAAGGGGAAAAAGUUCACCGACUUUGACGAGGUGCGCCAGGAGAUUGAGGGUGAGACCGAUCGGGUCACAGGGGCCAACAAGGGCAUAUCUCCCAUCCCCAUCAACCUACGAGUUUACUCCCCUCAUGUGCUGAAUCUGACCCUCAUCGACCUGCCGGGAAUCACCAAGGUGCCAGUUGGAGACCAGCCUGCGGACAUCGAGCAACAGAUCAGGGAUAUGAUCAUGCAGUUUAUCAGCAGAGAGAGCUGCUUGAUCCUGGCUGUCACCCCAGCAAACACUGACCUGGCCAACUCUGACGCCCUCAAACUGGCAAAGGAUGUCGACCCCCAGGGUCUAAGGACCAUUGGAGUGAUAACCAAACUGGAUCUGAUGGAUGAAGGAACAGAUGCCCGAGAUGUUUUAGAGAACAAACUUCUUCCACUUCGAAGAGGGUACAUCGGUGUGGUGAACCGCAGUCAGAAGGACAUCGAAGGCAAGAAAGACAUCAAGGCUGCUCUAGAAGCUGAGAGGAAGUUCUUCCUGUCCCACCCGUCAUACAGGCACAUGGCCGAAAAAAUGGGCACCCCUCAUCUGCAGCAAGUGCUCAACCAGCAACUGACUAACCACAUUCGGGACACGCUGCCAGCUUUCCGCAGCAAGCUUCAGGCCCAGCUGUUGGCUCUAGACAAGGAGGCAGAAGAAUACCGGGGAUACCGUCCUGAUGACCCAUCUCGCAAAACCAAACAGCUGCUGCAAAUGGUGCAACAAUUCUCUGUGGACUUUGAGAAGAGGAUUGAAGGUUCGGGGGAUCAGGUGGACACAGUUGAGCUGUCUGGUGGAGCAAAAAUCAAUCGCGUCUUUCAUGAGCGCUUCCCUUUUGAACUGGUCAAGAUGGAGUGUGAUGAGAAGGAGAUGCGGCGUGAGAUCAGUUAUGCCAUCAAGAACAUCCAUGGUAUCCGAACUGGGCUUUUUACCCCUGAUAUGGCAUUUGAGGCUAUAGUGAAGAAGCAGGUUGUGAAGCUGAAGGAGCCAUGCAUCAAAUGUGUGGACAUGGUCAUCCAGGAGCUGAUCAAUACUGUCCGUCAGUGCUCCAACAAGUUGGAAUGCUUCCCAAGGCUGCGAGAGGAAACUGAGAGGAUCGUCACCUCUCACAUUCGAGACAGAGAGAGUCGUGCCAAGGAGCAGGUUCUGCUGCUGAUUGAUCUGCAGCUUUCUUACAUAAACACAAAUCAUGAGGAUUUCAUUGGCUUCGCUAGCGCUCAGCAGAGGAGCAGUCAAACUAAUAAGAGCCAGAGUUCAGCAGGAAAUCAGGUUAUCCGUAAAGGGUGGCUGACCAUCAACAACAUCAGCAUCAUUAAAGGAGGAGCCAAGGAGUACUGGUUUGUGCUGACUGCUGAGAGUCUCUCCUGGUUCAAGGAUGAUGAGGAGAAGGAGAAGAAGUACAUGCUACCCCUGGACAACCUGAAGGUCCGCGAUGUGGAGAAAAGUUUCAUGUCAAGCAAGCAUAUAUUCUCCAUCUUCAACACAGAGUCCAGGAAUGUCUACAAGGACAAUCGCACUCUGGAGUUGGCCUGUGACUCCCAGGAUGAUGUGGACAGCUGGAAGUCGUCUCUCCUACGUGCCGGGGUCUACCCUGAGAAGACCAUCACAGUUGAGAGUGAGACCACCACAGCCACAGAUAACUUCUCCAUGGACCCUCAGCUGGAGCGUAAAGUUGAAACCAUCCGCAAUCUGGUGGAUUCUUACAUGGCUAUUGUGAACAAGUGCAUCAGGGACCUCAUCCCAAAGACCAUCAUGCAUCUGAUGAUCAACAAUGUGAAGGACUUCAUCAAUGCGGAGCUGCUGGCGUGCCUGUACUCUGCAGGUGACCAGAACGCCCUGAUGGAUGAGUCCCAGGAGCAGGCCCAGCGAAGGGAUGAGGUGCUGAGGACCCACCAGGCCUUAAAAGAGGCCUUGGCCAUUAUAGGAGACAUCUCUACAUCAACUAUCACAACCCCUAUGCCUCCGCCUGUUGACAGCUCCUGGGUGGGAGGAGCUGCCGGUGGUCGCAGGUCUCCUCCACCCAGCCCCACAGCACCUAGGAGGAUGUCUUCAGGCCAGCGGCCGGCUCCCAGAGGGGCCCCACCACCGCCAAACAGGCCGGGACCUUUGGGACCCUUCAAUAAUAGUGCUGAUAGCCCUCAGGCACCCAGCCGGCCUAAUAGGGCCCCCCCCAGCAUUCCCAGCCGCCGACCACCUCCGUCUCCUACAAGACAAGCUCCCCCAUAAUCACCUCAAUGGGAGGCCUCCAGCCCCACUGUCCUCCCCUCAUACCCCCUCCCCUCUUAGCCAUGGCUCUGCUGUCCUCGUCUCUCCUUAGCGAAGGCGCCGAAGUCUUUGACCCCUUUGAACCUCAGUUUCCUGCCAGGUGAAGACGUCCAUAUAUUUAUGUACAGUAUGGUACUUGUCUUGUGGUGUGUAUAUAUGUGCGCUUGUUGCUCGCCUGUGAUCCAGGUUUGCUUAGCAGGUCCACUACCCUGCGACCCUUUACCCCUGACUCGACCCUAUGAUUCAGCCAGCACCCCCAGUUUCUGCUUCUACAUAAAAAAAAAAUAAGAAUACUCUCAGCAGUCAUACUGCCCUACUCAUUCCAAAAUGCAGCAUGCC